UAGAUUUUAUGAAGGAAUGCCAAUCUCUGGAGAAUCAGUCAUGCCUUCGCAACGUUUUCAAUAAUUUGCGUUCUGUCUCAGGUGUUCGAGUUAUCUUCUGUGAAACAUAUUUACAUGCUUCGGUCAUUUCUUUAGAGCUUUUGGAGAAAAUUACGGAUUGAAGUUCUCGCCUUCAAAAGAAAAGUGUUUCUAUUUCGCGCCAGUGAAGAUGAGUUUGAAAUGUCAUCAGUGCGUGCUGCGAGCUUUUACCUUCAACUGUUUUUGUGCCAAAGAAGGGAAGACAUGUUAAAGAAAAGUUGCGCGAGUAAUAUAACUUUGGUUUUUAUUUUUUGACACGUGUGGGCAAAGAGUAUCUACUUGGCCUAUCUAGUGUCAGACAGAGAGAAUAUUACGGUGUCAGACGACUGGAUUGGGGCAAGACCAGUGAUCUCUACUACAGAGCUCACUGGACAGGACAGAAAAGCGAGACCAGACCAAAGAAAUUAGAAAAGUAACUAGUACGCGAAACUUGUGACCGUAAAGAGACAUCUAUUUAAAUCACUAUUACAAUUACAGUACCUUGAGUAUAGGACUGAUUCGAUGGAAACUGGCGGGCUGAAUCGUAAGUAUACGGAAGGAAGCUACAAGUGGCAGGCUUCGUGAAUCCCCACCCCCACCAUGGCCUAGAUAUUUUGGAAAAUUGUGGACAGCGAGUUUAAUGUGGUCAUAGAGUGUAAACGUCUAAACACGGAUUUCACAGCGAUGUUUUCUGUGUACUGGAUUGCUUUGUCAAAUGUUCUCUACGCUUCUCAUGUGAACUUGUUUUUUCAUUUCAAUUGACGUGUAUUGUGAACAUCAAGAUAUUGUAUGAUUUUUAUAAGAGUUAAAAAUGCAUAUGUACUAGUUAUUCGUAUUAUCAAUCGUAAAUAUAUAAGAGAGAUACUUGAAGUGCAUGAGAAAACACCGAACAAUUACUUCCUGAGUCCUUGACUUCAAGUUUCGAUGCAUUCAAGGCAUGUCAAUGGUAUUACGUCGAAAUGUUUCACGAUUCGUUGUUUAAGAAGAGAAAUUGUGAACUUAGUUACUGGGAAUGACGACGCUGUGUGUUGUGAAUGCCAGAAAUUAAGCUAAAUCGGGGAUUUAGUCCUUUGACGCCAUAAGUAUCGGCAUUUGUUUAUAUACAAUCGAAAUGAACGUACAUGAACUGUGUUUUGUGUCUGCCAAGGAAAUGGAUGUUUCUAAUUGUGAAAGUGAAGAGGAGGAACUUCCUAGACCUGAAACUGUAACAGUAAUACAAGAUGAAUUUGCCGAAGAUACUGAUCCCUUUGUAUCACAUAACUCAGAUCCACUAAGUGUUGAUCCAUUGUCUUUGGAGCGUAGUAUUGAACCUCCUCGUCAGCCUAUUAAGGAAGAGCAGGGAGAUAUUUCGGAGGUAUGUGUCAAGAUUGAACUUUCUGAUACUGAGGAUGAGAUUUCCAAUGUUUCAAUUUGUCACAUGCCUGAAGAUGAUGGCUAUCGCAGUGGCAAUGAUGAGGAUGUUUUACACAAAAAUCAGCCAAAGAGCAAUCGCAUAAAUAAUGCUCAGACAAAUAUUAAUGAAUCAGUUGCAAAUAAAUUAAAUGAAAAAUUAGGUGAGGUAGAAAAUGCCAAUGUUAAGAAAGGAGCUUCAGCUCAAGAAGGGAACUCAAAGACGAGAAGAUCACAAGGUAAUGGAGUUUCAGAAAUACAAGCUAAUGUUUGCUCUAACAUUGACCUAUGUUACCCAGAAGUUGGGAGUGGAAUUUUGGACCGAUCCUGUGGUUCAGAAGUGGAAGUUUCUCAGAAUCAGCAAAAAAGAACAACAAAAGAAAAUAAUGUUAAUGGACCAAAGGAAACUACUUGCCUGGAGAGAGAUAACUCAAAUACUUUGGGUAGUCCAUUUGCAGAAACCAGACAAGCUCUUGCUGGGAAUUCCUUCAAAACCUCUGUUAAUUUUUCCAAACAUAAAGAACCGAAGGAAAGAAUUGAAGAAACUGAAAAAUUGUUGCCUCUUUGCAACAUUGAAAGAAAAUUAAAAGUUGUGCUUACUAGAUGUAAAGAAGCAGAAAUGCUUGCGUCUUCCAUGAAAUUAGCUGGACAGCGUUUGAGUGAGAGGAAACAUAAUAAUGAUGUACCAGCCAUUAAUCUUAGUCCAACUAGAGGGAAUGAAAUUAAUUCUGUGAAAGGCUCCAGAGUACAUGAGAUGCCAGAGAAGAAAAUCUCAAUAUUGAAAAUUGGGAGGAAUAGAGAUGCUAAUGGCUGGAGGGUAAUGUCGGCUGGGGAAAAAGUUUCCAGUAAACUUCGAACGAAAAGUGCAAAAGUUCAGAAAACAGUAGCAAGUCAAGAUCUUGAAAAUGCAUUGGUGCCUGGAGAUGAAUCUGCAUCUUCAGUUAGCAGAGAUAAGACAAUAAGCGGUAAAGAAGUGCAAGAUUUCUCGGAAAGAAGAGAUGAGUUGGGAGAACACCAAACUGCUGAUGGAACUGGUGGUUCUGUGAGAAAAUUUCUAUUAGAAAACAGCAGUGAAGGUGCUGUAUUGAAGCCAUGGAGUUGUAUUAUUUGCCACAAAAGUUUUGACAAUCCUUUUGCAAUGAGUGGCCACACUGGACAUUGCAAACGUAGGCUUAAAAACGAAAGGAUCUGUCGUACUCUCACUGAUUUAAAAGAACAUUUGCAAGUAGUGGAUAGGUAUAAAUGUGAAAUAUGUCAACAAAAAUUUGCAUCAGUGAAGGGUAUGAAAUUGCAUAAAUCUCGUGUGGGGCAUAAUCAUGAUUUGAAAGAGAAUGAAAAGCAUUUAAACUUGAAUACACCUGUGGCACAAUUACAAGACCUCCAGAAAUUUGAAGAGAAACUUCGAAACAAUCCUCAUACACCAAUUCCCAACAAAUGCACGGCCAGUCAGUAUGUGAAACCAAUUAAGAACUCAAACACUGAUUUUUCACGAGUAUUACCAUCCAGAAGUAGAAAUGUUUAUAGCUGUGAUUUAUGUAGUUUGCGAUUUUCUAAUGGUUUAAAAUUGCAAGUUCAUGCAUUACAACAUAGAAAACAAACACACUACUUAAAUUCAUUGAAAGGGAAGUUACCUCAAACAGCCUCAAAGAUAAAUGUAAAACAACGUUUUAGGAAAGGUUUACAAGAACAUUCUGGUCAAUGUGCAGAAGAUAAAUUGUAUCAGUGUAAUGAACGACCUGAAGCAUUUUAUGCUAGGCUUGGUAUCAAAACACAUUUGAAUGAACAUACAGGAACCAGACCUUAUAAGUGUGAAAAGUGUGGGAAUGCUUUCUACAAUAAAUGGUCUUUGGCUAGACAUAAAAAAUUACAUAAACUUGAAUACGUGUGUAGUCUUUGUGGAAUCUCCUUUAGCUUCAGUGAACAGUUAGAAAAUCAUAAGUGCUCUUUUACAAAGCCUGUUACUAUGAUUGAUGAAGCUUCUGAAUACUUACUUCAACCUCUUGAUUCAUUCAAUAUCAAUAGUUCCAAACAUAAUGAAAGACACCUGGAAGUAAAUAUAAAGAGUUCUACAGCUAAAACCAUAUGUAAGAAGAAUUCUUGUAAAAUUUGUGGGAAGACUAUGGCUUCUAGGAUUACUUUGAAAAAGCAUAUGUAUUUACAUAUUGGAAAAACUAAACAAUGUACUUUCUGUGAUAAAAAAUGCUCUUCUUCAUCCCGUUUAAAAGAUCACAUACGUGCUUGUCACACAUUUGAAAAACCAUACAAGUGUGACUUAUGUGAUAAAGCAUAUGCUUCAUCUAACACGCUCAGAAUACACAAACAAAAGAAACAUGGUAAUAAAAAAAACAUGAUAAAAGAAAUAUCUACUGAACAACAUUCAGCCACACAAGAAAAUUUGGUCAAACAACAAAAAAUGAGAAGUCAUCUUAUUAGAAAAGCAUUCAAAUGCAGUAAGUGCCCUGCCUUGUUAACUACUUAUGGCAACUUAAAAAGGCACCUAAUACGUUUUCAUUUGAAAGGGAAAAAGGAAGAAUCAGUAAACAUUUAUAAAUGUGAACACUGCGAAGCAUCAUUUCAUAUCAAUUCCUCCUUGAACAGACAUAUAAACCAAUUUCAUUCAAGAAAGGUUAAAGAUAUGUCAGCAUUUAAAUUUGUUUCCCCCACUAGUAAUGAAAAGGAUGUGUCAGAAGUAACUAUAACUAGUUCUAUAGCAGGAAAUCCUGGUAAUCAUAUCCUAGAUUCAGAAAAACCAUUUCAAUGUAAUUUGUGUGAUAAAUCCUUUUCUCUCUCAAGCCGUUUAAAAGAUCAUUUACAUUGUCACACACUUGAAAAACCUUAUCAGUGUCAUUUAUGUGAUAAGGCAUAUUGUAGUUCUGAUGCCCUCAGAGCUCAUAGAAAUCACAAGCACAAGUUAAAGGGAAAGGGAAUAGGAAAGCUAGUGCACCAAUGUGAUGAAUGCCAAACACAGUUCUCAACUUCAGGUUAUUUAUUGAGGCACAAAAACCGUUUUCAUUUGAAAAAUACGCAAACAGAGGCAAUAGAAGAAUACAAAUUUGAGCAGAGAGCAGCAUCAAUUCAAUUAAUUGAAUCUGUUCACCAGCACAAUGAUCUCAAGUCAGGAAACAUUGAAGGCAGUUUUGCAUCAAAAUCUUAUCCAGAAACAAAAUCUAUUGAGUGUAAUUACUGUACAGCAUCAUAUAACUAUUGUAAGAGCUUUGUCAAACAUCUUUUUCAGAAUCAUGGGAUAAAGGAAGUAGAAACACCAAAGCUGGAAUUUGAGGUUGAAUGUGAUGUGUGUCAUAGGUUUCUUCGGAAGGGUAAUCUCAAAAGACACAAACGUGAUGUUCAUAAUAUAGAGGAAUUAGAACAAGAUACAUCGGAAAAUAUACUUCCAGAUAAUAUACUCAGGCAUGUUCGUCAAAAAAAAACUAUCAGUAGCGCAUAUGCCUUAAAUUCUCAAUCUAAUCAUCAAUUUAAUAAAUGUGACACAGUAUUUAAUCAGAAUAAAUCUCUUGUAAAGCCCAAAGCUAGUGUUCAUGUGGAAAAUAAAAAGAAAACAUUUGAUAUUAAUCCCAGUAGAAAGUGUGGAAAAUCUUUUAAACAGCUUCAAAACAUGGAAGAGCAUAUGCUCACACAUUGUAAUCCAACUUCUUUAUUUCACUGUGACAUUUGUUCUUUAUCUUUUCAGACAUUGAAUGAUUUAAAGAAUCAUAAGCAAAGUCACAAAUGUAAAUCAUCCUUAAGAAUCGUAGAAUCAAAAAGUAAAGAACUAGUUUCAAAAAAGCACAAAUGUGAUAUAUGUAAUAAGUUGUUUUCAAGAAAGGAUGCAGUGAAUCGGCAUAAGAAGAUCCAUGAAAAUGUAUUCCCUUAUAAAUGUGAAAUAUGUGAAAAACAGUAUUAA
Gryllus bimaculatus (two-spotted cricket) is the source of this 5347-nucleotide messenger RNA. The record is from the annotation of a GenBank genome assembly. Lineage: Eukaryota; Metazoa; Arthropoda; Insecta; Orthoptera; Gryllidae.